AAUGGCCUCUGAAUUUUGCUCUCGAAACAUCUCGUAUCAUUCAUUCACUCAUACUUACAUAUUAUAACCUAUUUACAUAUUGAAUUAUGGAUUUUGCCCAAACACGAUAGUCUUAAUCAUCUUCCCUGUUAUCAUUCGAUGGUUCAUAAUUCAAUAUGUAAAUAGGUUAUGAAAUGGAUGUAUGAAUAAAUGAAUAUAGGGUAACGAAUGACGUUUACAUUUACAGUCUUUCGUCAUUGGUUGGGCAAUGUAAAAAAGCUGUGUAAUGAUCACAGAUUCUAAUGGUUAUUAAUGACUGGUAGUUUGCGUUUCAUAAAUUGUAAUGGAUAUUGAUGAUAUGUCGAAGUUUUUGGGCACACAUAAUGGUAGAGACAAAGUGAUCAGAACGUUAUCGUAUGCAACAAAAUUAGCUGCAGCAUUCGUGUCUUCUGAAGAAACUGCACGUAAAUUAGACUCCAUAAGUGGUCAACUUAGUGCUUGCCGAACUAUUCUUCGUCUGUUUGACGAUAUACCGAUGCUAAAUUAUACACUGACAUACGGACUGGGAAAAGAGGAGCCUGAUAAGUUGACAAGAAUAAUUGGAAUUCUUAUAAAUGCAGCUGAUCAGCUGUAUUUUCCGUUAGAACAUGUUGCCUGGGCAUCUGACCAUAGAAUUGUCUCACUUCGUAGCACAUCUUGGUGGACUGCCUGUACUGUCUGUUGGGCUGUAUCACUGUACCUGAGUUUCAUAAAGGCUCUGAGAUGCAUGCAUAUUCUGCAGUAUCAAAGAAGCUGUUUAAAUGGCACUGACAGUGAUGCCAAUGCUGUCAUGACGCAGCUGGUAACUCAGCAACGUCAUCAGCUACUGACUGUUCUUCGAUGCGGUGGUGAUUUAGCUCAAGCCGUCAACUGUCUACCAGGUGGAUUUCUAUGGGCAGGGAAACUGCAGAAAUGGCACUGUGGAGCACUGGGCACUAUAACAUCCAUUAUCAGUCUGUAUCAGUCAUAUCAAAGAAUAGUAGCAAACCAAAAGACAAAAUAGAAGCCAUGUUUUGCCUGAGCAAUUACUCUUUAUUAUACCAGAGACUUACUGAAGCAUGGGUUUCUCACAUUAGUUGAAUGUAUAUUUUAAUUUUCUACUGUAAUGAUGACUAUCUGAUAAAAACAUUGGGCCUAUUAAAAUGAGUCCUGUAACAACCCAGUAUUUGAAUACCUAGCUGGCAGGAUCACAUAGUAUUCAAAACAGCAGUUUUUGUUCUGUAAUCAUUUUAUAUAUUUCCUUGGGGAAGAGGGGUAAAGUGGUCAGAGCAUGAAACCAACCACUGACCGCCAUCUGUUAUUAAGACUGAGAUUCUGUGGAGCUUCACCUCCAUUAAGUGCCGCACUUGACAGUCACUGCAAUAAGAGUACUAUGCUGCAUUUUUGUGACCCAUACCUUCCUACAAAUGUGUCAAAGACUGAAUAUUAUAUUAUUUUAUAUACUGUAUAAUACAAUUAAUAUAUAAGAAAUGAAAAGAAUAAUUAGACCAAACAUCAUAGCCAAAUGGUCUGCUCUCCUGUUUCAUAUUCAGGAGCUCUGAGAUUCAUAUCUUGGCCCAAAACCAGCUAUGGAAUUAUGGAAUGGUGUGUGUACUUGAGGGUUUUCCUCAGUUUUUCCAGGCAAGUGCCAGGAUAGUUCCUUGAGUUAGGCCAUGACCACUCCCAUAUGCUUUCCAAUUCGUCUUCAUCACAGUCUUAGCUACUGACAGAAUCAUUAAAUAAAUUACAACUAAACCAUUUGCAAUUUUAAGUUAGAUCUCAGAGUUAAUAAACCAUAUUUUAAAAUUUAAAGUAUCAAGUAAACCUUUUAUUGCAGUUGUAUGUUUAUCACAAUGUAUAAAUGAAAUAGUUUUAGUAAAACAAUAUUAACUCUUAUUGUAAUGUCAACAUCCUGAAAGUGUGAGGACAGUGGACUUUUAAUUCAUCCUUUAUAAAAGCUUGUUUCCAUUUUGGAUCUUUUCAUCAUUCAGGUUUAGUUAUAUUAAGAAUAAUGCAGUGUAUUUUUGUCAGACUUUAUUUUAAGAGAAAUUUUCAUUUCGGCUUUUUAAAACAUUCCCCUGCCUUAAACAAUAAGAGCAUAAAUAUUUAAAAUCACUGGCAGUAGCACUGCUUUGGGAUUUACAGUGCUAUUUAAAUCACAGAAACUGUCAAUGUUUGAGAAUAAUGAACACUUCUAUUACAGUAUCUUCCUGAAAGCAAUAAACAAGCUGUUGCUAUUACUGUGACACUGUUUUACUGAAUGAGGACAACUUUUUAUAUGAAGGAGCUGCUGCAGUUUACUUCUCUACAGAAUAUAAUAAGUUACUAUUAUUUAUAUUCUCUGUAACUUUACAAUAAUUACAGUUCAAUGUUUCAUACUGCCCUUGUCAUAUGUUUGUUCUUAGCAAUAUUUUUAUGGUAAGAAGUAUUUAACUGUACCUUAACAGAUUACUGCAGCAAACUUAAGUCUUAAUAUUCAGCUUAACUGUUAGUAAUAACAUGUCAGUAGGGCACAUCUCAGUAACUUGUCUAAAAUAAAAUAGUCCACGACUUUA
Molecule: messenger RNA, 2552 nt
Organism: Zootermopsis nevadensis
Lineage: Eukaryota; Metazoa; Arthropoda; Insecta; Blattodea; Termopsidae
Source: RefSeq, a predicted model, not a curated record